AUGGAGCAGACAGGGAGAGGGGAGCCAGCUGACCCGAAGGUCGGGCUGCCUGGCGGGGCUGCGGGGCGGGGACGCAGACGCCGCGGGAAGCAAACGCAGCAGGACCGGCUCGAGUUCCUUUGGCAGCCGCGGGCCGGGGCAGGGCGGGGGCGCCUGGUUUUCAUCACCCGCGGCGGCGGCGGCUGCGGGCGGGCGGGGCCCGGGCGAGGGCGCCGCACAAAGGGGCCGCUGUCGCGCCGCGCCCGGCCCGCCCCUGCGGCCGCCCCUCGGCUGGUGGCCGCCCCGGGUCCCCGCUGCUCCUCCCUCUCGCGCUCUCUCCCCGGCUCCCGACUGCCCCCUCGGAGACGACUCCGGGGUCGGCGCCCGGGACCCGCCGGCUCGGCGGGCUUAAACCGGGUCAGGGUGAGGGCUGCGCCGGACAGACUGGACCCGAGGAACCAAACUCCGGGCGCCCAGCGGAGGAGCCGCCGCCACCGCCCCCUUCACUAUGCGGGGUACUUGCACCCCGACCUCCUGCGCGAACCCUCUUCCAAGGAGUCAGGCAGGACCCUGGCCCUUCGCGCUGAGCCGGCCCAGGGGUCUCCAUGCCAGCAGGUCAGGCACAAGCUGCUGCCUAGCCGGCCACUCUCUGGGCCUCUGGACCCUCCAUCCCUGGACACAGCCAUCCAGCACACCCUCGCCGGCCUCUACCCUCCCUUUGAAGCCACAGCGCCCACUGUGCUGGCCCAGGUGUUCCGGCUGCUGGAUUCAGACUUCCGGGGCGACGGCCUGAGCUUCCUGCUGGACUUCCUGGUCCCAGCCAAGCGCUUGUGUGAGCAAGUGCGCGAGGCAGCCUGUGCCCCCUACUCACACCGCCUCUUCCUGCACCAGGGCUGGCCGCUCUGCCUGCAGGAGGAGGUUGUGCUCCACUUGGCACCACUCAGUGCCCUCCUGCUGCGUCCGGGGGACUUCUAUCUCCAAGUCGAGCCCCGAGAGGAGCAAUCUGCCUGCAUCACGGUCAAGUACCUCUCCUCGGACCUCCGCAGUGUGGACCGGAAGCCCGUCCCCGCAUCAUCCUACCCUGUGCUUUUCACCCGCGAGUGGCUAGAAGCUAUCAACAGUGACCUGGAGGGAAGAGCCCUCCGGAACUGCCUGGUUGCUUCAGAAAAUGGAAUUGCACCUGUGUCUUGGACCAAACUCACUAGUCCAGAGUUUGUGGAUGCUGGACCACGUGCCUUAAGUGUUGUCUCUCCAGCUGGGAGGCCUCCUCCACCAGAAGCACUCAGUUUGAGUGACCCCCAAGAGCUGCAUGAGGCCGGCUGCCCAAGCAGCCGGAUGUUUCUCAGCCAGGGUCUGGCUGCGGGCAAGGGCAGGACUCACGGGAACAAAUAUCCGGGGCUCAUCAAGGUGCAGCAGGCCAGGCCUGGCGAGGAGACCUUGCAGCUGGACCAUGGGGUCAGCCAGGACUGCGGAGGAGACUAUGUGGCACUCCUGGACUUAUCCAAAGCCAGCAACGGAGGGUUUCCUGGGAGGGAGGUGGUGUCCCCCAGGGCUGGUGCUUUGGGGACACCAGCCAGGCUCUCUGGAACUCAGCACAUUUCUGACCCUCAGAGAAUGCUGCCACUCCCGGGUGACAGUGGGGAACUGGCCUUGGGAUUGGCUUCUGUGCAGCCAGCAAGCUCCCAAGAGGAACCUGGCAUUGGACGCCAGAAACCAAAGAUGGUCCUUGAUGCACCUGCCUGUGAUUCGGGACAGCAACCCCCAGAGCCCAACCUGGAUGCGCUUGAGGAGCGGCUGGACUGCACAACUGACCUUAGGGCUGGUGUCUGCAAAGAACCAGCCACCUGUGAGACACAGAGACUGCUGGGAAAGCCAGAGAACAGGACCCAACCCAGGUCCGGACCCAGACAGGUUUCCUCUCCUCGCCUGCCCCCAGCCUCUCCUGCAGGCCUAGCUGUUGCAGCCAAGGUGGAGAAGACCCAAGACGGAAACGGGAGACUCCCCAAGUUCAUGGUCUCUCCUGAUGGAGACCCUUCCUUCUUUGGGUCCCCAAUUCCUAGGCUGCACUUCUCAUUCCUAGAAGGUCCGAGGCCGUCCUCUGUGCCUCCAGCAGAGGCCUCACCCCAACUGGACUCCCCCAGAUCCCAGGAAGCCAAAGCCUUAGGGAAAGAUGGGACAGCUCAGACCAAAACAUCUGGCUCAGCCGCUGACUCAGGCCUCGGGCCCAGGGCGCAGACGGCCUUCCCACCAGCCUCAGCCAGCCACCCCCAGAGAGGCCCCGCUGUCGGGUUUGAGGAGUCCCCGGGGCCUGCACCAGGGGCUGGGGUUCCGGGUGACAAGAUUCUUCACUCCAGGAUAGCAUGCCUGCCAGGCAGCCGGGACAGGGCUGGGCGGCCGCUGCUCCUGGUGUCCACCAGCCAAGGGGCCUGGGAGGAGUCCUGGUGCACAGCCUCAGAGGUGACUCAGCUGCUGUCCUACCUGUGUGCCAUCCCCAGGUCCGAAGAGAAAGCCACUGGGGUGGUGGUGGUGAUGGAUGCCAGGAAGCAACCCCCACAGGCCGGUCUGGUGGGUGCCCUGCAGGCUGCCCAGGCGCUGGCUCCUGCCUGCAUCCAAAAUGUCCUCUUCCUGGGGGAGGAGCAGGGUGCCCUCCAGCUGAAGACGAACCCCGAUGUCCAGGUGGAAGUGCUGCCCUCCCUGGAGGCCCUCAGCCAGCACGUGGAGCCCGGCCAGCUGCCCGCAGCCCUGGGAGGCCCCUUCCCCUACUGCCACAGCGAGUGGGUGCAAUUCUUCCAGAGGCUGGACCCUUUCCUGGCUGCCCUGCGCCAGGCCUCAUCCCUGCUACGGGCAUCCAUCGAGGAGUUCGAGAAGGGGGACCUCCCUGAGGGGGUGCAGGAGGCCACCAGGUACAUGAGCAAGUUCAAGGAACUGAUGGAGGUUGUGUUGAGAGAUCCGUGCCUCCUGGGCCUCCAGCGGGAAGGUGGAGCCACCUUGGCCAGGCUGCGGCGUAAGGCUGGCCAGCUGGAUGCCAACCCAGACGUCAGGGCCCAUCUGGCUGAAGCCACCACUCUGUAUGGCCUCGUGGAUGAGCAGCUUCAUGUCCUGGUCACCACAUCCAACCACCUCCUAGGGAAGCUGGACCUCCGAGUUCGCCUGGGUCACCUGGAAGGUGCCAUCCACCAGGUCAGCGAGUGGAUGGAGCAGCAGGGCAGUCAGUGCCUGCAGGCGCUGACCCCCGAGGACGGCAGCCUGGAGACUGUGGAGAAGGCGCAUGCUGAGUUUGAAGACUUCUUCCUGCAGGCUGCGGCCCAGUACCGCCGAGGCCUGGAGCUGUCCAAGCAGGCGGCACAGCUGGGAGCUGCAGCCGGAGGCGGCUCGGGCGAGGUGGGGCAAACAGGAUUCCCGGAGCUGGCGGCCUUUGCCCGUACACAGCGGGCCUUCCAAGCCAAGCUGACCCACUUCUACAUGGCAGCCGAGCGCCAGCGCACAGACCUGGAGACACUGCUCCACCUGCACCGCUUCUGCAAGAAGCUAGCAUGGUUCCACAUGGAUUGUCAGGACCUGGUGAGCCAGCUCAGGCUGGGCAAAGGCCAACGGGCCAGCCCUGGGGAUCAGCGCCGCCUUCACCGCUACAUACAGCGCCUGGUGUCCGAGUUCUCCACUGAGAAAUUCACAGCUAUGGAGCUGCAGGUGGCCUCCCUGAGCCAGGCUGGUCUGGGCCAGGACCUGUGGGAGGAGGCCCGGGCAAGACACGAGGAGACUCAGGCCCUCCUGCACAAGGCCCUGGCCCACUGUUCAAGCCCGGGGGUGCCCGCUGCCCACAGGACACCCCCCGAGCUGAGGGGGGUGGCUGCCAAGGGCCAGGGGCCCAGUGGAGAGGUCACUUCCAAGAGCAAGAGGGACGUGCCUUUGCAGAACUCGCUAGGUAUGGAUCGGCUAGCCAAACCCCGCUGGCCGCCUCGGAGUGCCCGGGGGAGGCCAGAUGGAAAUUGCGAGUCUGGCCAGGCUGGGCACCCAGAGCUCGCCCCCGAGCGGUUCCUUGCAGCCCUCUUCCGGCCACGACUCUCUAAGUCCAGCCGGGCCCCCCGGACCCCUGGAGGCAGCUUCUCCUCAGAGGGCACCGAUUCACAGACAUCCCUGGAGGAUUCACCCCAGACCAGUCCCCCUGCGUCCCUCUAG
This is a messenger RNA of Ochotona curzoniae (black-lipped pika), 4155 nucleotides long. Its product is annotated as KIAA1755 ortholog. The record is from RefSeq and is a predicted model, not a curated record. The transcript has 15 exons. NCBI's taxonomy places the organism in Eukaryota, Metazoa, Chordata, Mammalia, Lagomorpha, Ochotonidae. The coding region runs from base 1 to 4155 and encodes 1384 amino acids.